AUGGGUUCCGGGCAAAAAAACGCGAAGGCUAAAGCUAAACCACCUCAAAAUUGGCUUGUGACUUGGGGGAAGCGUUUAGGCAUUUUCAGUAUUCUGCUCGCGACUUGCGCGUGGCUUGAUACCAUCAAAGACCGCUGGUAUGUCCUGGACACCGUUUUGCUGCACGAGCUCGCACAAUCAGCCAUCGCUGCCUCACCGAACGACACCGCUGGUAUGAUAUCACAUAUCGUCAAGAACCUUACCGAGACGUACCCUUCCAACGACAUCCGCCUCAAUACUCACGAAGAAUGGGUAUUCAACAACGCUGGAGGCGCCAUGGGUGCUAUGUAUAUUAUUCACGCGAGCAUCACGGAGUACCUCAUUAUCUUCGGCACCCCUCUGGGUACAGAAGGACAUAGCGGCGUCCAUACAGCGGACGAUUACUUCCACAUUCUGGUCGGUGAACAGUGGGCUUUCGAGCCAGGAGCUCUUGUGAUGGAGAGAUAUACCCCCGGAAUGGUUCACCUGAUGCCCCGAGGCGUUGUGAAGCAGUACAAAAUGCAUGAAGGGUGCUGGGCCAUGGAAUAUGCGAGAGGAUGGAUCCCCCUUAUGUUGCCUUUCGGGUUCGCCGACACACUAACUUCGACGCUCGAUGUUGGGACUCUUUACAACACUGUACGAAUAACUGGGAGGGAGAUGAUCGGAAAUCUUCUCAUUGGACACUAUAUUAGUAGGAAUCAUUUCACUAAUAUUGUUUCAAAGCUUGUAGAAGCUAAAAAGAUUUAA
Molecule: messenger RNA, 765 nt
Organism: Psilocybe cubensis
Lineage: Eukaryota; Fungi; Basidiomycota; Agaricomycetes; Agaricales; Agrocybaceae
Exons: 5
Coding region: 1-765 (254 amino acids)
Biological process (GO): ergosterol biosynthetic process
Cellular component (GO): endoplasmic reticulum
Source: RefSeq, a predicted model, not a curated record